Molecule: messenger RNA, 606 nt
Organism: Dipodomys ordii (Ord's kangaroo rat)
Lineage: Eukaryota; Metazoa; Chordata; Mammalia; Rodentia; Heteromyidae
Gene: Spaca9
Product: chromosome unknown open reading frame, human C9orf9
Exons: 4
Coding region: 35-547 (170 amino acids)
Cellular component (GO): sperm flagellum; acrosomal vesicle; ciliary base
Source: RefSeq, a predicted model, not a curated record
AGGUUGCCUCCUGCCCUGUGGAUGACCCUAGGAGAUGACAAUGAAUGAGGUGAAAGAGUCCCUCCGCAACAUUGAACAGAAGUACAAGCUCUUCCAGCAGCAGCAGUUCACGUUCAUCGCAGCUCUGGAGCACUGCCGGGAGACCGCUCAUGACAAGAUCCGGCCCAUUGCCAGCAUCGAACAGGUACAGAGCUACAUGGACCAUUACUGCAAUAGUUCCACAGACCGGCGGGUGCUGCUCAUGUUCCUAGACAUCUGCUCUGAGCUGAACAAGCUCUGCCAGCACUUCGAGAACCUACACUCGGGCACCCCAGUCACCAACAACCUCCUGGAGAAGUGUAAAACCCUGGUUAGCCAGAGCAACGACCUGAGCUGCCUCAGAGCAAAGUACCCGCACGACGUGGUGAACCACCUCAGCUGUGAUGAGGCCAGGAACCACUACGGAGGCGUGGUCAGCCUCAUCCCAAUCAUCCUGGACCUGAUGAAAGAAUGGAUCGCCCACACAGAGAAGCUGCCCCGCAAAGUGCUGCAGCACGGGACGACUUAGCUUCUGUACUGUUGCUUCCUCGGGGGGGACAGUCAAGAAUAAAAAAUGUUUUACCACCU